Messenger RNA from Crotalus tigris (Tiger rattlesnake), 1934 nucleotides. It is a transcript of the gene OPN1SW, whose product is annotated as opsin 1, short wave sensitive. Gene Ontology annotation, cellular component: photoreceptor outer segment; membrane. NCBI's taxonomy places the organism in Eukaryota, Metazoa, Chordata, Lepidosauria, Squamata, Viperidae. Gene Ontology annotation, molecular function: G protein-coupled receptor activity. The record is from RefSeq and is a predicted model, not a curated record. The transcript is spliced from 5 exons. The coding region runs from base 516 to 1559 and encodes 347 amino acids. Gene Ontology annotation, biological process: phototransduction; visual perception; G protein-coupled receptor signaling pathway.
GGUGGUCAAGACCCAGGUCCUCUCAGCUACUUCUUCCUGGUCAGUUGACCAGCCUUCCCAGAAGUUUAGACUCAUCAAAUCUAUAAACUCUUCUUCUUGAUGGCCACCAGAUUUUGGAAGUCCAACUCCGGAGGUAGAUGGUUAGAGAGCCAAAAACCAAGAUUCGGACAGAAGGAUAGCUAAGGUGGAGUUGACUCUUUGGGCCCCAACCAGAGAAAUUGAGGAGGACAGUUUUUGUCUUAUGGUCUCACCCAUAUUUGUCCUCUAAGAUCUGAAGAUCCUUCUUGAUGGGUUGCAGCUAGUCCACAAAUGAGAUUACUUUCUCAGGAGGUUUACGGGACAGAAGGCCGGAUUCUUAUAUAUCCCUAAUCCCCAAGUUUGCAUCUUGGAUGAUCAGGAUUAGCCGCUGAUCCCAUCUUGAGCCAUUAAGCGGACGUUGUCCUCCAUUGGCGUCCUAUAAUAGGAGAGGAGAAGCCUUCUGGAAGGGUCCACACUGGUGUCCCGGGCUUGGGAGGAUGUCCGAAGAAGAAGACGACUUCUACCUGUAUGAAAACAUCUCCUCCAUAAAGCCCUGGGAUGGUCCUCAGUAUCACAUCGCGCCCAUGUGGGCCUUCCAUUUUCAGACCAUCUUCAUGGGCCUGGUGUUCUUCGCCGGGACCCCGCUCAACGCCAUCAUCCUCUUCGUCACCAUCAAGUACAAGAAGUUGAGGCAGCCGCUCAACUACAUUUUGGUCAACAUCUCCCUUGCCGGAUUUAUCUUCUGCGUCUUCGCGGUCUUCACGGUCUUCUUGUCCAGCACCCAAGGGUACUUCUUCUUUGGCCGUCACGUCUGCAUGUUGGAGGCUUUCCUAGGCUCGGUGGCAGGUCUGGUCACUGGCUGGUCCUUGGCUUUCCUCGCCUUCGAACGCUACAUCGUGAUCUGCAAGCCUCUGGGGAACUUCCGUUUCAACGCCAAGCAUGCUUUGAUUGUGGUGGCAGCCACGUGGGUCAUCGGAGUUGGGGUAUCCGUCCCCCCCUUCUUCGGCUGGAGCAGGUUCCUUCCGGAAGGGCUGCAGUGCUCCUGCGGUCCCGACUGGUACACGGUGGGCACCAAAUACAAGAGCGAGUAUUACUCCUGGUUUCUCUUUGUCUUCUGCUUCAUCAUUCCACUCACCCUCAUCACCUUCUCCUAUGCGCGGCUCCUGGGCGCCCUCCGGGCGGUAGCAGCUCAGCAGCAGGAGUCAGCCACCACCCAGAAGGCUGAGCGAGAGGUCUCCCGGAUGGUGGUGGUGAUGGUGGGGUCCUUCUGCAUCUGCUACACUCCGUACGCCGCCCUGGCCAUGUACAUGGUGAAUAAUCCUCAGCAUGGCUUCGACCUGCGCCUGGUCACCAUCCCUGCCUUCUUCUCCAAGAGCUCCUGCGUCUACAACCCCAUCAUCUACUGCUUCAUGAACAAGCAGUUCCGCGGUUGUAUCAUGGAAACGGUGUGCGGCAAACCUAUGACGGACGAGUCUGAUGUGGGCUCUCAGAAGACGGAAGUUUCUACAGUGUCCUCCAGUCAAGUCAGCCCCAAGAGCUGAGAAACCCACUAAGGCCGGGCCCAGCAGCCACUCCGCGUGUCGGAACUCAACCAAGACGAUGUUUAUGCCAAAAAAAGAGACACCCCCCCCUCCCCACUGUACCAUGGAGCUCUUUUAAAACACACAUGCGCGCACACAGACAUUUUCUCCCCACAGCACCACUCCAGGGCUCCGUUUAGACACAAGAGUGGACAAAAAAAAAAGUUUGCUCAAGAGGAGCUGCCCUUUCCCGGAUGAUUUGAACCCCUAACCCAAUGCUCCCCAAACUUUUUCCUUCGUCACCCAAACUCCCUAUCGGAAAGUCCGUUCUACCCAAUAUAAGUCAAAUGCUUGAAAGGAAAUGUCCCUGUUGAUGCUAGAAGGGAGUGGGGUUGG